UUUUCAAAACAAACCCUAUUCCGAUUCAAUUCCUCCAUACUUACUCUUCUUCUUCUUCCUCCUCAAACAAACCCUAUUUUUAUGGAGAUUCUCACCCAACCAACCAUUCCCAAAUCCCCAAUUUCUGAUCAACAGCUUCAAAUUUGCGGCUCCGGCGACGCCCAAACGGCGGCGACCCCAAUUCCAGAACUUGAUGAGAAGUUGGAAAGUUCAAAACCUGAGUGUAAAACUCCAACCCCAGAAGAGAAAACAGAGGAAAAACAGAGGAUUUUGGUUCUUGAAAAUGGGUCCAUAGAUCGAUCCACGGUGCCGAAGAGCCCUGGAAAGCUGAAUUUGGAGUGCAAAACUCCAAGCCCAGAUGAGAAAACAGAGGAAAAACGGAGGAUUUUGGUUUCAAAAAAUGGGUCCAUGGAUCGAUCGAAGGUGCCAAAGAGCCCAGCAAAGAUGAAUUUGGAGUGUAAAACUCCGACCCAAAGGGUGAAAAUUGGAGGCAUUGAGUUCCCUAAAAAUGGUACUCCUAAUCGCCUCAAACUCCCCAUUGCAUUCAAAUACCCUGAAAGGUAUACAAGUCCCACUGAUUUGAUGAUCUCUCCCAUCAGCAAAGGCAUCCUUGCCAGAACCAGGAAAGGAGCUGUUCCUUCCAAGAUGCAUGAGUUGAGAAAUCCAGAGAUAAGUCUUCUAUAUCAAAGCUGAACAAAGGGUUAUAAAACUUUCAAGCAUUCUAUUCCUUUUCCUCUUCAAGAAUUUGCCUCACUCAGAUUGUGAUGCAAAAAUCAGUUCUACUUCUUAGAAGCUUCUAUUUCCAUGGCCUUUUAAUCUUCAUUGGUUUGUUUAUAUUUAUUUCAAUCUGCAGUUGUGAAUCAU
Molecule: messenger RNA, 864 nt
Organism: Benincasa hispida (wax gourd)
Lineage: Eukaryota; Viridiplantae; Streptophyta; Magnoliopsida; Cucurbitales; Cucurbitaceae
Product: hydroxyproline-rich glycoprotein family protein
Source: RefSeq, a predicted model, not a curated record